AAAUUGCACCGUGAGCUACAGCCAUGGCAGAUGGUAAGACGGGAGGAGCCGGGCAGUUUGCAAAGCAGGUCCAAAAGCGAUUUAGCCGAGCCCAAGAGAAGGUUUUGCAGAAACUGGGCAAGACGGUAGAAACCAAAGAUGAGCAGUUCGAGCAAAGCGCUUACGAUUUCCAGCAGCAACAGAUUGAAGGCCACAAACUCUACAAGGACCUUAAGGCUUUCCUCAGUGCUGUGAAAGUGAUGCACGAAAGUUCCAAGAAAGUGUCGGAAACCCUGCAUGAAAUUUACAAUGUGGAAUGGGAUGGACAUGGCGACUUGAAAGCCAUUGCGGAGAGCAAUGACCUCCUGUGGGAAGACUAUGAGGAAAAACUAGCCGACCAGGCGGUGAGAACCAUGGAGAACUACAUGGCUCAAUUUGGUGAAAUUAAGGAGCGAAUUGCUAAACGGGGACGGAAGCUGGUGGAUUACGACAGCGCCAGGCAUCACCUGGAGGCGCUGCAGAAUGCCAAGAAGAAGGAUGAAGCUAAGAUUGCAAAGGCUGAAGAGGAAUUCUACAAAGCUCAGGCUGUGUUUGAGGAUCUUAACAAAGAACUUCGAGAGGAGCUCCCCGUUCUUUAUAACAGCCGCAUUGCUUGCUACGUGACCAUCUUCCAGAAUAUUUCCAAUUUAAGAGACAUCUUCUAUAAGGAGAUGAGUAAGCUGAACCACGACUUGUAUGAGGUGAUGAGCAAACUGGAAAAGCAGCACUCCAGCAAGGUCUUUAUCAUUAAAGGGGUGUCCAGUAACAGGCGUUCGCUGGUCAUCUCCUCCCCGGUGAGUCGUCCUCCUGUCGUUUUCACAUCACUGGGAGAUGCUGCAGAUGGGACCCCUGCGCUGCCUCCUGACAAUUCAACGUGUCACAAGAGAGAAUCGGUUUCUUCAGCAGCAGAGGGGGAGGCCGCAUCCUCUGGUGGCAGCGAAAUCCAGGAUGAGCGGCCGGCGUCUCCUGCUGCUGUUUUGACACCCGACAAAAGAGACUCCAUGUCAGCAGCAGACGUGGAGUCCGUGUCCUCUGGUGCCAGUGAAAUCCAGGAUGAGACACCGACCUCUCCUGCUGUUCCGACGCAUGACAAGAGAGAAUCCCGGUCAGCGGCAGAGGUGGAGGCAGAGUCUUCCAGUGCCAAUGAACUCCAGGAUGAAAAUCAAACUGGGACUCGGGAUCAACCCAGGGGAGUUGAAGAUGUUGCAGCAGCUACGGCUGUGGAGAUUCUAUCUGCCGCUAUAGCGGAGGUGGUGUGCAAAGCCAAAACGUCUCCGCCGCCCCUUGAUGGUGCAUCAGCCCAGACCCAGACUCCAGAGAGCCUUGAGGCCGACGCUAGCGAACUGCAGGGGGGAAAUGAAUGCUCUGUACUCCAGGCGAGCCAUGAAAUCCCAUCUCUGCAAGCACCCCCUUCACCUGACCUGAGAGAGGAGAUGGAGCCAUCAGGAGAUACCCAACCCCCAGCUCCCCAGCAAGAAUCAAGUCAGCCAGGAAACGGGAUGCCCCUCGGUGAGGUUUCAGUUUGCCCUGAAAAUGCCACAUACCCUCCUGACAAAGAUUCUCCCCCUCCCACCCCAGUCCACGAAGUCCAUCAAGACCCAGCCAGCACCAGUGGCUCCAGUCCACCCGAAGCAGAGGAACGGGCCAAAGGCCAGAAGCAGCCACAACCCGAGACUGAGCGGACCCUUUGCCAGCCAAGCAGGGAGGCCGAAGAGGACCGGGACAGCGAGGGGAGCAUGGAAGAACUAAACAUUUCCCCAACGGUGACUGAAACGCAGAUCAUGUUUGGCUUCACCCCAGAUGGUGAAACAGGCAACAGCAGUCAUGAGCUGCCUGUGGACUUCCUCUUCAAGGCUCAAGCAAUCCAGACUCACACGUCAGAUGAUGAAAAUUAUCUGCAGUUCAGGGAAGGGGAGAUAAUUCUGGUGGUAUCCAACUCUCAGGGCCAGGAAGAAGGAUUUCUGACCGGCUUCAAAGAGAGCGACUGGAAGGUGAACCGGGAUCUCUUACAGAAGAGAGCUUUCCCCCAAGAGCUUAUCAGACCCAUCUCCUCCGAAUGAGUCCAGCGCAUCAAAGCGGCUGGGGCGGAGUAGGAGGGAAACAGGAUCUAUUUAUGUCUCUCUGAACGCAGUAACGUUGCAGUUGUAACCAGAGAGAGCUUUGCUGCGUCCAUCUGAUUCAGAGUGUCAAACUGCAACGGGGCAUGUGGGGACGGGAGAGAAAACCCAUCUCUCAAAACAAAAUGAAUGUAAGUGGGAAUUAAUGGAGCUGGCCUAGGAACAAGCUUCAGGUUGAUGAUUCCACAGGAUCUGCUGCAUGCCCCUUAGAAAAAGUACAGAAACCUGAAUCUCCCCCUGCCGUAAAUAUCAGGGAAUUUGCUGUCCCGAAUUGUUUGGCAAAACAAAUAGUGAAGCACUGGUUGAACACACUGCAGCAUAGUUGGGGGUGUUUUGUCCUUAUGCUUCAAAACCCCGGCAUUUAUGCUCAGUGAAGGCCAGGUUCCAGAGAGCACGUGGUUUGCUUUAAGCACCUGAGUAAUCCCAAUGGAAAUGUCUGCAGCCAUUCGUGUGCUUAGCUUUAAGCAUGGGCUUCCGUGCUUUGGUGAAUCAGGAUCUUCAUCCCUUAGCAGCCCCAUGAGACCCUCCAUCCAGCUCCUUCCUGCAAACCAGGUGAGCCCCUGGAAAGGCCCAGCUGCCUUGGGGAUGCUUUUCAGGUGGGGGGCUUGCUCUGACCACUCUGGCUCAGAAUCUGAAGGGGCAGGAGUUGUUGUGUGGCUCUGCUGGUCAUGGGCAGGGCAGCGCAUCGCAGAGGCUGGGGAAGACUGUCUCUCCCCAAACAGCCCGGCGUGGCCCCCUCCAUGCUCCUCCCUGGACCCUGAAGCCCUGCUUGCCCCCAGGGUCGUCCUCUUCAGGGAAGCAGCGUGCUGGGGCUAGGGCGGCCGAGACUUGGGGUGGCUGGGGGGCUCUGGGCACUGGGGCCGUGCCACCUGGUGCUCGGGGGUGGGAGACCAGAGGAGCUGGGACUGGGGUUACCCGCCCUGUGCUUGGGGGGGGACUGAGGAGGACCACACACCGCCUGUCCUGUGCUCAGGCGUGGGGGCCACGUGCCACCCACCCUGUGCUUGGAGAUUGGGGGGGGCACGCACUCGGUGCUCCAGGGCUGAGGGGGGG
Molecule: messenger RNA, 3188 nt
Organism: Chrysemys picta bellii (western painted turtle)
Lineage: Eukaryota; Metazoa; Chordata; Testudines; Emydidae
Gene: BIN2
Product: bridging integrator 2
Biological process (GO): podosome assembly; plasma membrane tubulation; phagocytosis, engulfment
Cellular component (GO): plasma membrane; cytoplasm; phagocytic cup
Molecular function (GO): protein binding; phospholipid binding
Source: RefSeq, a predicted model, not a curated record